AUUGGUUGGCCAUGUCGUGCUACGUGAUAUGCGGUAAGAGGGUCUAACACCCUCAGCUACAGGUUUAAAGGAACCAUUAAAGGAACUGAGCCCGGCUUCACUACCUACAUGGCCUAUAUAUAUUGUCGUCGUUUGCAUCUUGGCAUCCUAGUCGUUCAGGAGUUAGCUGAUUGUGUUACGUCGAAAACUAGAAUCGAAUGAUGACCGAUGUAGACAUGGCGGCGCAGACAUGGCGACCACAGAUGAGAAUAGCGUGCGAAGAGUGCCGACGAAAAAGGAUAAGAUGCGAUAGGGGAAUACCACAAUGCAUGUCUUGUGCUACUUCUGGGAAAACAUGCGUUGUGAGAGACAACUGCCCACGCAGAGGGCCAAAGAAGGGAUACCUCAAGACGCUACAGAACAAGAUAGAGGACCUACAAGCCCGGUUGAACGAACAAGAGGCAUCGACGACGGAGACAAGGACUCGUUCGCCUUCUCAUGAAGAAAUCAACUCCGAUAACGACAAUGGCGGCAGCGUCGAUACCAUCGAAGUUCAGAGCACAUCCACUUCUACCCCUAUAACACUAGGUGAUAUUCAGCUAUGGACGCCGCCGUUAGAUGUCCAAUUUCCCAUCAUGCAACCAGCGCCAUGGGAAUGUAUCGAGAGCUCGUUUCCAAGUCCGGAAUUCCCAUCAUUAGACUAUAGUCAGGAGCCAGCUCCGUUUUCAAUGGGAGUUGGACUUCAAAUCACUCCUAUGAUGCACAAUGACCUUGACCAACUCUAUUUUGACCGGGCCUACAUGUUUGCCCCUAUAGUGCAAGCACAUCGCUAUCGUUCCUGGUCCAAACAGCCGAAUAAGAGCAUGCAACAGACUUGCCUACAGUAUGCCAUGUGGACAUUCGCGUCAUCACUCUCCAGUCAGUUCCAAGUUGCCGUACGACAAUUAUACAAAGAGACAAAACAGCUUCUGCAUACAAUCGAGUCAGAGGAACCUUGCCACCAAGUAUCCAUCGAGCAGGCCCAAGCGUGGCUCUUGCUUGCGAUGUAUGAGUUGACGUGUGAAGACUACCACCGAUGGAUGAUGUCCGCUGGAACCGCUUUUCGUUUGAUCCAGAUGUUGAGGUUGUAUGAACUGGAUGUAAACCAAAGCACCCCCACUACGCAGGCCCAGGAUCAAUAUGCGGCACAGCUUAGCCCCUCAGCACAAGUCCAAGAUGACUGGAUUGAGGUUGAAACCAGGAGGCGGACAUUCUGGCUCGCUUAUACAAUUGAUCGGUUUACAAGUAUGAUCGAUGGGUUGCACAUGUUCUUCGACGAUCGGAUGAUCCGUACCCUCCUACCAGCCCCCGAAGUAAACUUUGCUAGUGGUCGUCCUAAGAAGACGAGCUUUAUCACGGAUCUGGUCCGCGAUGGCGACCUGGAGCGGCCGGACGAUGACUUGUCUUCCUUUACAGAAACCGUUAUCGUGGCACACAUCUGUGGACUCGUCCUAGAUCAUAAACAGAGACCUCUAGCCAGAACUCGCGAUACCACUGUCGACUUCUGCCACCGACACCGAUAUAUCAAUGCGCUACUGACACAGCGUAUCACGAUGCAGCGAGUACAUGCCUCAGUAGGACACUUGGACCCUGUGCUUACCUUUACUGCUCUGGCAUCACAAAUCUGUGUGCUUAUGCUUCACGACUUUAUCGAAACCAAGCCGUUGGGCAACAAAGCACAAGCAACACAGCUGACUAAGGCUCUCCAUGGCGAGUAUCAGCAGCAAGCACUGGAUGCUGUGGCUGAUAUACCUCACCUGGUUGUCGCACUUGACCAGCACUUUCAGACACAUCCAUUGACACCUAUCCUACUCCUACUAGGUGCUAGAUUCUCGCAGUCGCACCCGGGGCUGAAUGAUGCCUCCAACCAACUCAUGCCUUGCAUCAUAUCCACACUGCAGGCUUGUAUCAACCUAAAUAGGCUUUCACAGAACUUUCUCCAGCUCAUAUGAGUCCCCUUUUUGUUCUUCUUCUCAACGUCAUUUUUGUGGUGUUAUUUACCGGGGGUCGACCAGGCAAAAGAUUUAUAGGUACGAAUUGGUGUUUCAUAUAUAUACCCGCACAGAGCAAUGGCUGCUAGAGCUAGAUUUAUGUUUUUGUUUUUAUUAGAUGGAACUUGUCAAAGGGCGCAGUCCCGGCGCGAAGGAUUCAAGGAGUAAGGUGUGGGUGGAAUAUUACGCAUAAAGUGCGCAACCCUCUCAUGAUGGCUCAAGAGCGGAUAUCAUGAUGAGGUACUACUAGCAGUAGAUAGACCGUCAGAGUACGAUACGAUACCUAGUACUGUGGAAGACAGGCACUAUAGAGGAAACUCAGAAGGUAGAGAUCAGUAGGCGAACGCGCCAAUGCUUGUACCACUGUAACUAGAGGGCUUCGACCCCAUAACUGAUAUAACUGAUACAAAUCAAUGCAAGAAAUAAAAGACUCGAAG
This is a messenger RNA of Hypoxylon fragiforme, 2446 nucleotides long. Its product is annotated as putative Zn(II)2Cys6 transcription factor. Gene Ontology annotation, biological process: DNA-templated transcription; regulation of DNA-templated transcription. Gene Ontology annotation, cellular component: nucleus. The coding region runs from base 198 to 1970 and encodes 590 amino acids. NCBI's taxonomy places the organism in Eukaryota, Fungi, Ascomycota, Sordariomycetes, Xylariales, Hypoxylaceae. The transcript has 6 exons. The record is from RefSeq and is a predicted model, not a curated record. Gene Ontology annotation, molecular function: zinc ion binding; DNA-binding transcription factor activity, RNA polymerase II-specific; DNA binding.